UUGAAUCCCAAGCCCUUUAAUUCUCUCUCCCUCUAACUCUCUCUCCCUCAUCCCCCUCCCAGGAUUAAAAAAAUAAGAGAGAGAGAGAGAGAAAUAGGGAAAAAAUGUCAAAUAAUCCUCCGCUCAAUCUAAACGCUAAUCUAUUUGGAUCCCAGCAGCCAUCUUCAUCCUCUCAAUCUCCUCAUCAGCAGCGAGAGAGGAAGGGGGCAUCGCUGGAGCAGCUGGUCCUCGAUUUGUGCGAUCGUGAUCUCAGAGAGUCUGCCCUUCUCGAUCUCUCAAAGAAACGAGAGGCGUUUCAAGAUUUAGCUCCAUUAUUGUGGCAUUCAUUUGGAACCAUUGCAGCUCUCCUACAGGAGAUAGUUUCCAUAUACCCUUAUCUUGCGCCUCCAAAUCUUUCACCGAGUCAAUCAAACCGAGUAUGCAAUGCACUUGCUCUCCUCCAGUGUGUGGCUUCACACCCAGAUACAAGGAUUCUGUUUCUCAAUGCUCAUAUGCCAUUGUACCUGUAUCCUUUUCUGAAUACUACUAGUAAGACGAAGCCAUUUGAGUACCUGAGACUUACCAGCUUAGGAGUAAUAGGGGCUCUUGUAAAGGUGGAUGAUACUGAGGUUAUUGGUUUUCUUCUUCAAACAGAAAUUAUUCCUCUGUGUCUGCGCACUAUGGAAAAUGGUAGUGAAUUGUCAAAAACGGUGGCGACCUUCAUUGUUCAAAAAAUUCUGCUAGAUGAUAUCGGGCUUCGUUAUAUUUGUGCCACAGCAGAACGGUUCUUUGCUGUAAUUCAAGUGUUAUCGACCAUGAUUGAAUCACUUUCCGAGCAGCCCUCUAUGAGGCUACUGAAACAUAUCAUUCGCUGUUGCCUGAGGCUAUCUGACAAUUCAAGGGCAUGCGAAGCUCUGAGGGACCAUCUUCCAAAACUGUUAACUGACAGGACUGUUGACCGCUGCCUUCGUGAAGAUCCUGCAACUGGUAGAUGGCUCCAACAGCUUCUAUUGAACGUCUAUGGAGAAAUCGGAGCAGCGGCUUUUCAGGGAGGAUUGGAACUGAUGAUGGGAAACUAGGGUUUGUUGAAUCUUUUCCUUGUGUACAAAUAAUAAUGUAUCAUAUGAAUGACAAUACAAGAUGUCAUUCAUAUGAUAUGAAGCUUUGGAACAACAGGAACCUAUAAACGACAAUAUAAGAUGUCGUUUAGAUGUUUGUUUACUGUGAUGUGCAUGUUUAUUGUUAUGUGCAAGUUAUAUUAUCUUAACUUAGUCCUAUUGUAACUUAUGGUUUUGCCUCUUGGGCUUUAUUUAGCAAAGUAACUAUAGAAAUCAAGAGGGUAUGAAACAUUCAGUGUAAGACUUUUGCAAAGUUGGCUCAAGUGGAGUUUGAGGAUAUCACUGUUUUCAUGUUUGUUUGAGUAAUGUAAUGUGGGGCAUGAGAAUUUUGUUUUA
This is a messenger RNA of Asparagus officinalis (garden asparagus), 1433 nucleotides long. Its product is annotated as cell differentiation protein RCD1 homolog. The coding region runs from base 105 to 1058 and encodes 317 amino acids. Gene Ontology annotation, biological process: negative regulation of translation; mRNA catabolic process. Lineage: Eukaryota; Viridiplantae; Streptophyta; Magnoliopsida; Asparagales; Asparagaceae. Gene Ontology annotation, cellular component: P-body; CCR4-NOT core complex; CCR4-NOT complex. The transcript is spliced from 9 exons. The record is from RefSeq and is a predicted model, not a curated record.